This is a messenger RNA of Trichoderma virens Gv29-8, 2415 nucleotides long. RefSeq names its product glycosyltransferase family 4 protein. Lineage: Eukaryota; Fungi; Ascomycota; Sordariomycetes; Hypocreales; Hypocreaceae. The transcript has 9 exons. The coding region runs from base 143 to 2200 and encodes 685 amino acids. The record is from RefSeq and is a predicted model, not a curated record. Gene Ontology annotation, molecular function: glycosyltransferase activity.
UUUAGUUGACCUUAAUUGAAACAAGCCCCAUAACACCACAGGCCUGAGCGCACAUCUUGAAAACAGGCCUCAGAUCAUAAUCUACUAUUCUGUAACUUAUCAAGCAUCCCAUUUAUAAGUCCCAUGGUUAUUAAAUCUCAAGAUGAGCAAUGAGCCAGGUCAAGAGUUUCACGCCAGCGCUUCGCUUCGUCGGAAGUCGCAAGCUGAAAAGCUGGUCGAGAAAGAAGGAUGCUUCGGCCUUAGUCUGACUCCCAUCUUUAUGGGAAUAUCGGCCAUAUCAUCCGGGUACAAGGGGUACAUGGUUUCCUUUGCCGUUCGCGAUGCUACGUACCUAAUUGAUUUUGCCAUAAAAAAUGUGACAGCACCAGAAGGCACAAAUAAUCGCGAUUUUCUCGCAGACUACAUUAUCAAGUCAAUCAGAUGGUACGAGCACACAACUUUCGUCAAAGUCGUAGGCGCCGGCCUUCCUCAUGCAUUGCAGACGAUGAGCCCAACGCUCUGCUCUCGUCUUUGGCUGGAACUGGACAUCGUCCCCAUUGUUAUUCAGCAACCUCAUGAGCACACAGAGAGGAUAAGUCUCUGGCUUAGCAAACGAGUGGAUGAACAAGCUGAUUCAAUGGCACGAAAAUGUAUCAUGAAUUUCGGUCCCUCAUUGGCUCCUCUUUUGCAUGUUGCAUGGCGUGGUAUUGUGGAGGUCGAUGCCUCAUUUCAAGCUCCGCUUAUCUCGGUUGAGGAUUAUAAAACGACAUGCAAUUCUUCGACCUGGGAAGCAGUGAUGCAUUAUGCAAAGAAUUUACGAAAGCGUAAGACCAAAAUUGCGUUCUUCAGCAGCACUCCUCAAGGUGGUGGCGUAGCAUUGAUGAGGCACGCGCUCGUGAGAUUCUCUCGCGUAAUAGGAGUAGAUCUCCGUUGGUACGUCCCAAAACCUCAUCCAGGGGUGUUUCGCAUAACCAAGGAUAUCCAUAAUACGCUUCAAGGGGUGAGCCCCGAUGGUAAAUACAUUUCUGCAGAUGAGAAGAAUGCGAUAGUGGAUUGGAUUACCGACAACGGUAAACGGUACUGGUUCUCUGAUGGUGGACCUCUUUGCCGACCAGAUAAAGGCGGCGCCGACAUAAUCAUUAUUGAUGAUCCCCAAAUGCCUUGUCUCAUUCCCCUUAUUAAGAAGCUGACGCCAUCUCGGCCAGUAUUUUACAGAUCGCACAUCCAAAUCCGAACGGACUUGAUCAAAGUCGCUGGCUCUCCUCAGGCAGAUAUUUGGGACUUCCUCUGGCAAAAUAUCAAGGAAGCCGACUUAUUCAUUAGCCACCCAAUUCCUUCUUUUGUGCCCCAUAAUGUGCCCAAAGAGAAGGUGUUGUACAUGCCUGCAACGACCGAUUGGCUCGAUGGCUUAAACAAACCGAUGGAAAUCUGGGAUACUGGAUACUAUGGCCACUUGUACAACGUUAAAUGCCGCUCAGAGCGGAUGACAGAGCUGCAAUGGCCAAGAAGGAGAUAUAUUAUUCAAGUAUCCCGCUUCGAUCCCGCGAAGGGCAUACCGACGGUUGUUGACGCGUACGCCUGCUUUCGAGAGCAGCUUGAAAAGCACGGAGGGGUCGGAAUCCCUCAACUGGUCAUUUGUGGCAACGCAUCUGUUGAUGACCCCGAUGGUGUCGCCAUUUAUGAUCAAGUCAUGACGCAGCUAGAAACACAGUAUCCCCACCUCAUAGGCGAUGUGAGCGUCAUGCGUUUGGAUCCAUGCGAUCAGUUACUGAACUGUCUCAUGGCAAACGCUCACGUUGUCCUUCAGCUUUCCACGUAUGAGGGUUUCGAAGUCAAGGUCUCUGAGGCACUCCAUGCUGGUCGCCCUGUCAUUGCUACCUUUGCUGGCGGGAUACCCCUGCAAGUGAAAGACAAAAUCGACGGAUUUCUUGUCCAGCCAGGCGAUUGGAAGGCAGUCGCUGGCCAUUUGAUGGAAUUAUUUACGGAUCUCAAGUUGCACGAGCGAAUGUCACAAGCUGCAAAAACCGGUGUUUCGUGCGAAGUUGGAACUGUUGGAAAUGCCCUAUCUUGGUAUUACCUAGCUACGAAAUGGGCACAGAAAGGGCCGAAGCUUGAAUUACUUGGGAAUCAACAAUGGGUUAAUGAUAUGGCUCGAAGCGAAGCUGGUCAGCCAUAUGCGGAGGGUGAAAAUCGCUUACCGCGCAGCUUCACUCAGUUAUAAUCGCAAAGUAUACAAGUGAGGUAGAUGGGUGGUUUUUUUUUUUUUUAAGGAAAUGACCUAUCCGCUUAUUCGAACUUUGAAGCCGAUAUUGGAUCCCGUCCGCACAUUCAUCUUUCUCAUGUAAUUCCUUUGAGGUUGAUGUAGAGUGAAGAUGCUACAUCCAUAUGCUCCGUACAUAUAUGUAUGUAUGCAUAAAUCGAUGCAACAUAACCCCC